CACGUCUUACUGAAUAUCUGAUACUGACAAUUUGAAAAUACUUGAGUUCAAAUUCAUCCAUAACGAACAACCAUUUCCUUCUCUCAUUAAUGACCACAUUAUAAUCAAUCCCAUCUUUGAUCCUGUAGUGGUCAGAGCAAAAAUGGAGACGGCUUUGUUGGGUGGAGGAGAAGGCAGCAGUGGCGACCAAAGAAGGGAUCGUAGGAACUUGUUUAACAGAACAGAUGCCAUUACUUAUGGAUCAACAUACCAGAAGGCCGCUGCUUUGGUUGAUCUCGCUGAAGAUGGUGUUGGUAUACCUGAGGAAAUUCUUGAUAACUCGAGCUUUGCAAGUUCUCUGAAAUCCUACUUCAUAUUUAUUCGAUUUGACUUUCUCUGGUCUCUUAACUACUUUGCAUUAAUCAUUCUAAAUUUCUUUGAGAAACCUCUAUGGUGUUCUGGGUAUUGCAAUAAUAGAGGUUACUACUUUCUCGGGCAGCUGCCAUACUUAACUGGUGCUGAGAGUCUUGUAUAUGAGGUUGUUACACUCUUGAUCCUAAUUUUACAUACUCUGUUUCCAUUAUCAUAUGAAGGGAUUGGUUUCUUCUGGAGAAAACUUCUUAACAAAGUUAAGGUACUUCUGUUGUUACUAUUGGUUGCCGAUCUAUUAGUCUAUGUUAUCUAUCUGUCCCCGGUGGCAUUCUAUACUCUUCCAUUUAGGAUUGCACCCUAUAUACGGGUUGUAUUUUUCAUCCUGAACAUCAGGGAUUUACGAGAUAGCAUUGUCAUCCUGGCUGGAAUGUUCGGCACGUACCUUAAUAUUCUGGCUCUAUGGGCUUUGUUUCUCUUGUUCUGUAGCUGGUUGGCAUUUGUUAUUUUUGAAGAUACGCAACAGGGAAAGACUAUAUUCACUUCAUAUGGUACCACAUUAUACCAAAUGUUUGUUUUAUUUACGACUUCCAAUAACCCAGAUGUCUGGAUUCCUGCAUACAAGGCCUCACGGUGGUAUUGCCUAUUUUUUGUUCUCUACGUGCUGUUGGGCGUUUACUUUGUCACCAAUUUGAUUCUUGCUGUUGUAUAUGAUAGCUUUAAAAGUGAGCUCGUAAAACAAGUCGAUCAGAAGGAUCGUACAAGGAUGAGAAUACUAAAGAAAGCAUUUGACCUGAUGGAUAAUUAUAAUCUUAAUUAUCUCAACAAGGAUCAGUGUAUUCUUCUGUUCGAAGAACUGAACAAAUACAGGACAUUACCAAAGAUAUCCAGAGACGAUUUUGAAUUAAUAUUUCAUGAGUUGGAUGACAGUCACGACUUCAAGAUUAAUUUGGAUGAAUUUGCUGACCUUUGCAAUGCCAUUGCACUAAGGUUUCAAAAGGAGGAUUCAGUACCUAUUUUUGAAAGCCUUGCAUUUUACCGUUCACCCGCAUCUAAAAGGCUGAAAGACUUUGUUAAAAGUCCGAAAUUUGGAUACAUAAUAGUGUUCAUCCUUGCCCUGAAUUUUGUUGCAGUCAUUAUUGAAACAACGCUUGAUAUACAGAACAAUUCUGCUCAAGAGGCUUGGCAGAAGGUGGAAUUUGUGUUUGGAUGGCUAUACGUAGUGGAGAUGGCAUUAAAGGUCUAUGCUUAUGGAUUUCAGAACUAUUGGAGAGAUGGUCAAAAUCGCUUUGACUUUAUAAUCACCUGGGUAAUAGUUGUUGGAGAAACAGCAACUUUCGUGUCUCCCCAUGGCCUAGCUUUUCUUUCCAAUGGUGAAUGGAUUCGAUAUCUUCUUAUAGCAAGAAUGUUAAGAUUGAUUCGGCUAUUGUUGCAUGUUCAGCGUUACCGGGCCUUUGUUGCAACAUUUUUUACUCUAAUACCAAGUCUAAUGCCAUAUUUGGGGAUCAUAUUCUGUGUCAUGUGCAUUUAUUGCUCUCUAGGUGUACAGAUCUUUGGGGGGAUCGUCAAUGCUGGAAAUCCAAAUCUUGAAGGCACUGAUCUCAAUGAUAAUGACUACUUACUCUUCAACUUCAAUGACUACCCAAAUGGGAUGGUAACACUUUUCAAUCUACUGGUGAUGGGGAACUGGCAAGUGUGGAUGCAGAGCUACAAGGAUUUGACUGGAACUGCAUGGUCUUAUGCAUAUUUCAUCAGCUUCUAUCUUAUUACAAUUGUACUACUACUGAAUUUGGUUGUGGCUUUUGUAUUGGAGGCAUUUUUUGCUGAAAUGGAUCUUGAAACUUCAGAGAAAUGUGAAGAUGCGAUCGGCAAGGAUGAAAGUCAAAAGGAGCGACGUAAUGUAGGCACAAAGACGAGGAGUCAGAGAGUUGAUAUGCUUCUCCACCAUAUGUUGAGUGCUGAGCUGGGGAAGACAGAGUUCUCCUCCCCGUAAACUUGGUCCAUUUCUUAUCCUUGCUAGUUCCUCCAACAAGAACAAAGGAAAAAUUAAGCAUUCUGGAGAUUGUUUAGCAGUUUUAGAGAUUUCCAUCGUUGUUGGUCUCGCAUUUCAGAAUGAUAAAAUAUUGGUUCCACUACAUUUUCUGGACUAAUACAUUUAUUUUCUACCAGCAUUCUUUUCUUUAUAUCCUUUUGAAUUGUUGAAGAGAACCCUCCUUCCCUGCUCCAACUACUAUUCUCCUACUCAGAACUAUUAAUUUCAACUCGUUCUUUUGAUGGGCUACAAUUUUUUUGGGUUUCUUCUGGCAGUUUGUAUGUGCGUUAUGUGGAUUGAAAAUGUGAAGGAAUACAGUCUACUGAUUAUGAUUU
Olea europaea var. sylvestris is the source of this 2715-nucleotide messenger RNA. Its product is annotated as two pore calcium channel protein 1A-like. Gene Ontology annotation, molecular function: voltage-gated calcium channel activity; calcium ion binding. Gene Ontology annotation, biological process: transmembrane transport; calcium ion transport. The transcript has 24 exons. The record is from RefSeq and is a predicted model, not a curated record. Gene Ontology annotation, cellular component: plant-type vacuole; vacuolar membrane. Lineage: Eukaryota; Viridiplantae; Streptophyta; Magnoliopsida; Lamiales; Oleaceae. The coding region runs from base 143 to 2341 and encodes 732 amino acids.